Pan troglodytes (chimpanzee) is the source of this 2882-nucleotide messenger RNA. RefSeq names its product hydroxysteroid 17-beta dehydrogenase 4 (gene HSD17B4). Bases 258 to 2543 code for a protein of 761 amino acids. Gene Ontology annotation, molecular function: oxidoreductase activity. Lineage: Eukaryota; Metazoa; Chordata; Mammalia; Primates; Hominidae. The transcript has 25 exons. The record is from RefSeq and is a predicted model, not a curated record.
AUUCCCCGCCUCCUCCUGUCCCGCAGUCGGCGUCCAGCGGCUCUGCUUGUUCGUGUGUGUGUCGUUGCAGGCCUUAUUCAUGGGCUCACCGCUGAGGUUCGACGGGCGGGUGGUACUGGUCACCGGCGCGGGGGCAGGUGAGCAUGCGAAGGUUGGAGGCCGCGCCCCUUGCUGAGGCGCAGCUGGCUGCUCUUUUCGGGCCGGGAUACGCGCGCAGCCGCAGCUGAGGUCACCCCGCUGAGGUGGUGGGGAGGGGAAUGGUUAUUCUUGAGGCACCGCAUCUCUUGAGGAGGAAAGAGCCGGAAACACCUGGUCUCUCAAGCAGGAUUGGGCCGAGCCUAUGCCCUGGCUUUUGCAGAAAGAGGAGCGUUAGUUGUUGCUUUCAAAAUCUAUGCAAUAACCCUAUGGAGAAGAUCAUUUCACAAUGCAGAUUCUUUGUUUCAAUGAAUGAUUUGGGAGGGGACUUCAAAGGAGUUGGUAAAGGCUCCUUAGCUGCUGAUAAGGUUGUUGAAGAAAUAAGAAGGAGAGGUGGAAAAGCAGUGGCCAACUAUGAUUCAGUGGAAGAAGGAGAGAAGGUUGUGAAGACAGCCCUGGAUGCUUUUGGAAGAAUAGAUGUUGUGGUCAACAAUGCUGGAAUUCUGAGGGAUCGUUCCUUUGCUAGGAUAAGUGAUGAAGACUGGGAUAUAAUCCACAGAGUUCAUUUGCGGGGUUCAUUCCAAGUGACACGGGCAGCAUGGGAACACAUGAAGAAACAGAAGUAUGGAAGGAUUAUUAUGACUUCAUCAGCUUCAGGAAUAUAUGGCAACUUUGGCCAGGCCAAUUAUAGUGCUGCAAAGUUGGGUCUUCUGGGCCUUGCAAAUUCUCUUGCAAUUGAAGGCAGGAAAAGCAACAUUCAUUGUAACACCAUUGCUCCUAAUGCGGGAUCACGGAUGACUCAGACAGUUAUGCCUGAAGAUCUUGUGGAAGCCCUGAAGCCAGAGUAUGUGGCACCCCUUGUCCUUUGGCUUUGUCACGACAGUUGUGAGGAGAAUGGUGGCUUGUUUGAGGUUGGAGCAGGAUGGAUUGGAAAAUUACGCUGGGAGCGGACUCUUGGAGCUAUUGUAAGACAAAAGAAUCACCCAAUGACUCCUGAGGCAGUCAAGGCUAACUGGAAGAAGAUCUGUGACUUUGAGAAUGCCAGCAAGCCUCAGAGUAUCCAAGAAUCAACUGGCAGUAUAAUUGAAGUUCUGAGUAAAAUAGAUUCAGAAGGAGGAGUUUCAGCAAAUCAUACUAGUCGUGCAACGUCUACAGCAACAUCAGGAUUUGCUGGAGCUAUUGGCCAGAAACUCCCUCCAUUUUCUUAUGCUUAUACGGAACUGGAAGCUAUUAUGUAUGCCCUUGGAGUGGGAGCAUCAAUCAAGGAUCCAAAAGAUUUGAAAUUUAUUUAUGAAGGAAGUUCUGAUUUCUCCUGUUUGCCCACCUUCGGAGUUAUCAUAGGUCAGAAAUCUAUGAUGGGUGGAGGAUUAGCAGAAAUUCCUGGACUUUCAAUCAACUUUGCAAAGGUUCUUCAUGGAGAGCAGUACUUAGAGUUAUAUAAACCACUUCCCAGAGCAGGAAAAUUAAAAUGUGAAGCAGUUGUUGCUGAUGUCCUAGAUAAAGGAUCCGGUGUAGUGAUUAUUAUGGAUGUCUAUUCUUAUUCUGAGAAGGAACUUAUAUGCCACAAUCAGUUCUCUCUCUUUCUUGUUGGCUCUGGAGGCUUUGGUGGAAAACGGACAUCAGACAAAGUCAAGGUAGCUGUAGCCAUACCUAAUAGACCUCCUGAUGCUGUACUUACAGAUACCACCUCUCUUAAUCAGGCUGCUUUGUACCGCCUCAGUGGAGACUGGAAUCCCUUACACAUUGAUCCUAACUUUGCUAGUCUAGCAGGUUUUGACAAGCCCAUAUUACAUGGAUUAUGUACAUUUGGAUUUUCUGCCAGGCGUGUUUUACAGCAGUUUGCAGAUAAUGAUGUGUCAAGAUUCAAGGCAAUUAAGGCUCGUUUUGCAAAACCAGUAUAUCCAGGACAAACUCUACAAACUGAGAUGUGGAAGGAAGGAAACAGAAUUCAUUUUCAAACCAAGGUCCAAGAAACUGGAGACAUUGUCAUUUCAAAUGCAUAUGUGGAUCUUGCACCAACAUCUGAUACUUCAGCUAAGACACCCUCUGAGGGCGAGAAGCUUCAGAGUACCCUUGUAUUUGAGGAAAUAGGACGCCGCCUAAAGGAUAUUGGGCCUGAGGUGGUGAAGAAAGUAAAUGCUGUAUUUGAGUGGCAUAUAACCAAAGGCGGAAAUAUUGGGGCUAAGUGGACUAUUGACCUGAAAAGUGGUUCUGGAAAAGUGUACCAAGGCCCUGCAAAAGGUGCUGCUGAUACAACAAUCAUACUUUCAGAUGAAGAUUUCAUGGAGGUGGUCCUGGGCAAGCUUGACCCUCAGAAGGCAUUCUUUAGUGGCAGGCUGAAGGCCAGAGGGAACAUCAUGCUGAGCCAGAAACUUCAGAUGAUUCUUAAAGACUAUGCCAAGCUCUGAAGGGCACACUACACUAUUAAUAAAAAUGGAAUCAUUAAAUACUCUCUUCACCCAAAUAUGCUUGAUUAUUCUGCAAAAGUGAUUAGAACUAAGAUGCAGGGGAAAUUGCUUAACAUUUUCAGAUAUCAGAUAACUGCAGAUUUUCAUUUUCUACUAAUUUUUCAUGUAUCAUUAUUUUUACAAGGAACUAUAUAUAAGCUAGCACAUAAUUAUCUUUCUGUUCUUAGAUGUGUAUCUUCAUAAUAAAAAAAUUUUGCCCAAGUCCUGUUUCCUUAGAAUUUGUGAUAGCAUUGAUAAGUUGAAAGGAAAAUUAAAUCAAUAAAGGCCUUUGAUACCUUU